Molecule: messenger RNA, 872 nt
Organism: Raphanus sativus (radish)
Lineage: Eukaryota; Viridiplantae; Streptophyta; Magnoliopsida; Brassicales; Brassicaceae
Product: mRNA-capping enzyme subunit alpha-like
Exons: 5
Coding region: 235-651 (138 amino acids)
Biological process (GO): 7-methylguanosine mRNA capping
Molecular function (GO): mRNA guanylyltransferase activity
Source: RefSeq, a predicted model, not a curated record
UGAAAAAUGUGUAAAUUUUUAGCAUUUUUCUCUCUUUUUUUUAACAAAUUAUUAGCAUUUUUCUCUCUUUUUUUUUACGAUGGAAGAUGGUCGAAAAAGAGGUGAUAGAUCCUCGAAAUCAUGAGAAGGUACGGAGAAAUGAUUUUUGGUUGCUUUCUGCGGUUGAGAAGGUUUUGAAGGGUUUCAUUCCAUCACUCUCACAUGAAGCCGACGGCCUGAUAUUUCAGGGCUGGGAUGACCUUUAUGUUGCCCCGUACACAUGAAGGUCUACUGAAGUGGAAGUAUCCAGAAAUGAACUCCGUUGACUUUCUAUACGAGCAGGAUGACAGUGGCCGGGGAAUGCUCUCCGUGUUUGAAAGAGGGAAGAAGAAGCUUUUGGAUGGAAAUAAUGUUGUUUUUAGAGACCCUGCCGAGUACUCUGGGAAGAUUGUAGAGUGCUCAUGGGAUCAGGAAGAGCAAGUUUGGGUCAGCAUGCGGGUCAGGGUCGAUAAGUCUACACCAAAUGAUAUCAACAGUUAUAGGAAGAUGAUGAGAAGCAUAAAAGACAACAUCACAGAGGAAGUGUUGCUGCAGGAGAUAAGGGAGAUCAUCCGUUUGCCUAUGUAUGCGGACCGUAUUCAAAUGGAUAGCAAAGCCGCGCGCCGCAGAUGAAACAUCUAUAGGUCUGUUUCGAGGAGCUUUAGGGUUUUAUAAUGAAUCUGAUUCCGUUUGGCAUAUGUGAUAGAUGGUUUAAGGUGUGUUUACUCUUCUCAAGGGAUUCGUAUGUUUAGAUGGAGAAGAUGUUGUAAUGGUAAUAGCACUUAGGAGGAUAUAAUGUUGUAAUCUUUAGUAUUAGUAUCAUAUUGUUAUUGUUUUUUUUCUUUUUUACUUCA